Talaromyces atroroseus is the source of this 1254-nucleotide messenger RNA. RefSeq lists its product as hypothetical. The transcript is spliced from 5 exons. NCBI's taxonomy places the organism in Eukaryota, Fungi, Ascomycota, Eurotiomycetes, Eurotiales, Trichocomaceae. The coding region runs from base 1 to 1254 and encodes 417 amino acids. The record is from RefSeq and is a predicted model, not a curated record.
AUGGAUCUGUCUCACUAUCUAACUUUAACUCUUACUACUUUGAUCUUAACUGUCUAUCCCAAUGUUGCCACCGCGACCUGCUCGUGUUUAUCUGAUGCUGUAUCAUCAAUCAGCGCAGAUUCCUCCGCUGCUGCUUUCUGUUCUCAGUAUGUUACUACCAUCUGGGACUCAACGACCAUUACAACACCCCUAGCAACCACGAUCAGAACUCAGACUGUUUCUGCUUUGAUCACAGUGACCACAACUGUCCUGAAUGUAGGCAGUACAACAACGACCCUCACCGAGACGGUUCCAAUCCCAUAUAUAUCCACAGUAACAACAACAGUUACUUCACCUACCACCGAAUGCUACACGGGCACUUUAUUUGGAACCCAAGAGGCUCCGAUUGUCACCCCAGCAGCCAGAGGCCUAGAGGCGAGGCAGAUAAUAUCAGAAACCCCACAUAUCAUUCUGCCUACGCCUCCUUUAAUACUCUCGCUGGAAGAUUCACUCAUCUCUUCUGCAUGUGAAUGUUUUCUUGGACCCUCUGCUACAGUUACGGAAACAAUAACGGAUAUUGUGGGCUCUGGAACAUUAACGGCCACUGUUGAUUAUACCACGAUUCCAACUACAACUGCCUACAUUGCAUUAGUUACAACGUGGACAGAUAUAGUAGUGAUCACUUCAUCUACUGCCACUGCCACCAACACAGCUACCACCACAGCCUACACUCCUGUCCCUACGAAUACCCAGCACGGGCUAAACUGGUACUAUUAUACCAGUCCUUACGCAUUUGCGGGCACUAUACCAUUCGAUCCGCAAUACUUUAAUAGUCCUAACUACAAUUUCAGUGGCUAUAUUGAGAACGUCAACGAGUUCCACACUGGUUCAACAUAUUCCACGUCCAGUACAAACUAUACAUGCAACGCACCAGUGCCUGCCGGCGAGGAUUGUGGCUACGUUGUCGUUAUCUUCCAGGGAUAUUUAUGGGCUAGAGACGGUCCAGUUUGGCAUGGGCAAAAUGCAUACAGUAACUAUCAGAACACAAACUACGAUUACCAAGCAACUUACCCUAGUACGACAGGAAGUGUCACUAUCGAUGUUGGCACCGGUGAUCUGAUACCUAUUACUAUGCUAUGGGCCAAUGGAGGGGGCCCCGGUCAAGUUGUACUUACCAUCACUAACCCUGCUGGCACGACCUACUCUGACACUACUGGGUUCUUCGUUCCAGCUAAUAGUACUUGCCCCGGGUACAGCAAUCCCUUCUCUCCAUAA